UCCAGAGAAUGCAACUUUGUGAACUUCCCUUGAUUAAAGAACUGGACUCUAGCUACCGUACCUCCUUCUUCAUCUCUCCACAGAUGUCUGAAGCCAUGAGAAUAUUUUCCAUAAUUUUUGCUGGCCUCAUUCUUGUUGCUCAAAUGUUCCCAGCUGGGGGAAGCUUUCAUAGAAGACGGCUGUGCGCGAAACUGGAUGGUCGCUGUGAGGCGGAAUGCCUUUCCUUUGAAGUAAAGAUCGGGGGCUGCCGAGCUGAAUUAACACCUCUUUGCUGCAAAAAGAAACAGAAACAUUAAAAGCUAAGCGGCAGCUAUGACAAUUAAAAAGGGGAAGACACACACGGGAGUAGCUGUGCUGUGAGUGGGGGCAAACCUCUCUGAAUCUUCUCUUUGACCUCCAGGAUUUGGAUUUUCUGAAGUUAAGUCAGUCAACCCCAGGACUGAGCAUGCCCCAACACACUGUUGACUGACCCCAAAGAAAGAGCCUGGAAGACUUGGACAUUGGUCACUCACUUCCUCCUUGGUGGCCACGUGCAAGGAUACAAGGAAGGGCUGCACCAUGCCUAGGGCCAGGGGAGUGCAGACAGGAACUGCAGAUGCUUUGGAACUGGCCUGGCUGCACACUCCUCUAGCUCUUCUCCCUGGAGAGUGAGUUUGGACUGCACACCGAGUGCCCCUACCCAAGGACCUGACUCUAGCUUGCUUGUCUCUGAAAGCUGCCAGGGAUUAGCACUCACUCAUCCCUCAGGACCGUGGCAAACAAAGAGGUGACUGUAAGUGGGCAUGCCAACAUGUCCUGUGCCUCUUUCCCCUGGCUCAGAACAGAGUGAAGAGGCAGUGAAGUCCAACUCCUGACUUCUCUCUGCAAAGGGUCAGAUUGCACACCUAAUGUUCCAACUUUGCCAGCUACUGUCCAAGUGUCUGGUUCUAUCUCUCCUGUAUCUGGGGCGGGCAAUCAUUAGUUCUCUGGGCUCUGGGAUGGGUAUGUGGGUGUGUCUGGUAGCUUCUUCACCCAGCUUGCUCCAGCAAUAAAACCAAGACUUUAUAUUCCUUCUGGGUGAAGUUAGACCAAACUUCUAGUGCUGCCUGCCCAGAGAGCUAGCUUCCAACUCAACUGUCUCUGGGAGCUUGCGGGCCUAGCAAUCACUGGUCCUCUGGGAGUUGAAUAGGGUUGGGUGCAUUUGUCUCAACUCUUCCCUAGUACUCACACUUUUA
Molecule: messenger RNA, 1214 nt
Organism: Sciurus carolinensis (gray squirrel)
Lineage: Eukaryota; Metazoa; Chordata; Mammalia; Rodentia; Sciuridae
Product: beta-defensin 13-like
Exons: 2
Coding region: 9-296 (95 amino acids)
Biological process (GO): innate immune response
Cellular component (GO): extracellular region
Source: RefSeq, a predicted model, not a curated record